AGGAACAAGAGGUGGAAUCGGACAAGCGCAAGCUUGAAAUGGAUAUGCAAGAGAAGCAUCAGCGGGCCAUAUUGAGACAGGGCCAACUGGAGCAUGAGUUGCAGCGGCUGCAGGAACAUCUAAGCCAGGACGAGCUUUGGGAGCAGCAGACCGGCGAUGCCGUGGCGCAAGCUGAGAGGCGCAUGCAGCAGCAGCACCACCAAAGUGAGCGGAUCAAGCAAGAGGAAAACCAUGCAAUGCAGGAGUCGGUUGGCAAGGAGAAGAUGCUGGAGGCUCAGAACCGCAGGAUGCAAGAUCUGCGUCAAAGGCUCAAAGACCUAGAUCUCCAACAGAAGAUCUUGUCAGAUAAGGAGGAGCAGAUGCGGAUCGAUCAGAUGGAAAGACAAGAGCAGGAACAAGAGGUGGAAUCGGACAAGCGGAAGCUUGAAAUGGAUAUGCAAGAGAAGCAUCAGCGGGCCAUAUUGAGACAGGGCCAACUGGAGCAUGAGUUGCAGCGGCUGCAGGAACAUCUAAGCCAGGACGAGCUUCGGGAGCAGCAGACCGGCGAUGCCGUGGCGCAAGCUGAGAGGCGCAUGCAGCAGCAGCACCACCAAAGUGAGCUGAUCAAGCAAGAGGAAAACCAUGCAAUGCAGGAGUCGGUUGACAAGGAGAAGAUGCUGGAGGCUCAGAACCGCAGGAUGCAAGAUCUGCGUCAAAGGCUCAAAGACCUAGAUCUCCAACAGAAGAUCUUGUCAGAUAAGGAGGAGCAGAUGCGGAUCGAUCAGAUGGAAAGACAAGAGCAGGUCCUGCGGAAACGGCAAGAGCAGCAACUCCGACAGUGCCAGCUACAACUGCAAGACAUGCGGAACCAGCAAGAGGCGUCAGACCAGCAUUUCCGGUCCAAACUGGAGCGAAUGAAUCGGGACUUGGAGCUUCAGACGCAGCGCGUGAAGGAGCUCCAAGCCCAGCUGCUGCGCAUCUACGAGGUGGAAGCUGGCGGAAAAGAGGAUGCCCUGCAGCAGCGCUUGGUGGAGAAGAAGGUGCAGGAGCUGGAAAAGGAGCUGGCAAAAAUCCGGGAGGAGCUCUUGCAGCAAAGCGCCUUCAUGACUCAGCAGGAGCAGAACGUCCGGGACCAAGAGGAGCAACUUGCCCAGUUGCAGCUGGAGGCCCUGCGAGAGAUCCAGGAGCACUUGGACAAGCCUCGUGAGCGCGGUCCCGAUGGGGAGGAAUUGGCAGAUUCGAAGGCACUGCGGAGGAAGCUGCAAUCCGACAAGGAAGAGCUGGAAAAGCAAAUGGCGUUGCAAGAGCAGCAUCAGAGCCUUCGGGCUGAGCAGCAGCAGCGUGUCGUCCAGCGGUUGGGCGACCAGUUGCAAGUCCUACUGGGCCUGCUUGAUGGUCUCAGGGUCAAGCCAGUGAUGACGGCCUCAGGGCGGCAAGAAUUGAAGCAGGAGGCCUUCAGCUUAGUCCAAGAGCGGGAGGAGUGGCUACAGCAGCUCCAAGAGAUCGAGGAGAGGCAGCGGGUGCUGUACGUGGAAGAGCAGCAGCGGAUGGAGUUCUUUGAGGAGACGGCGGAGCAUUGGAAGUUGGAGCAGCAGGCGCUGCUGAAGCAGGAGGAGCUGGCAGAAGCUGCCGCCCGUGAUGCUGAGCGACAGGCCAUGGAGGAAGCCGCCAGGCACUUGGCUGAGGGGAAGCUAGUGCCUGGCGCCAAUUUGGAGGUGAUCCUGGCUGAUCCCGGCCCAGUGGGGCUGACCUUCUAUGCGGAUGACACGGCACCGCCACGGGUCCGAAAAGUGAAGAAGGACCGGCGCGCCUUUUGGGAGAAGCACGGCAUGCAGGACGGCGCCGCGAUCCUGGCGGUGGGAGACACGCCCACCGCACACUUGACCAGUGCGGACCUCCUCCCCUUGCUGAACAGCAGGCCGCUGAGGCUUCAAUUUGAUCUGAGUGGUCCACCAGAUGAUGGGCUCAAUGCGCUGGACGACAGCGGGCAAACAGCCUUGCAUCGCGCUCUUGAAGAGGGAGAUGAAGCCAAAGCCCUCGAGAUCCUCGCAAAUCCGGAGUUCCAGUCCAUCAACGUGCAGGACAAUUUGGGCAAAACGGCUCUUCACUGGGCAGCCAGUGGUGGUAUGGAGAAUGCGUGCAAAGCCAUUCUGAGCAACUGGGGCACUGCAAUUCAGAUUGGUGUCCUGCAGGUCAUGAAGGUAGGAUUUGAGAUGGGGAUCCUUCUGGCCCCACUGCCUACAGUCUUGAAUUGUUCCGAGAUCGAUCUGCAGGUUGUACUGGGGGUCAUCCCGACUUCCAUGAAGAAGACGCGGCUGACUACCGGGGAACGACUGCAUUUGAAGAUGCGGAAGGAGCAGGUCAUAUGCAGGUGGUGAAGGCCUUUGAUGAUCACAGGGUAGAAGCAACUACCGAGCAAGAAGGAUGGUGACUUCGUCCAGCUUGUGCCAAGCCUUCGUACCGAAGACGUGCAUCGCGGAUCGUGGUACGUCGACGUGAAUGGGCCUUGGCAAAGUUUCGCGGGACAGCUGGGGACAUCACACAAGUUCAGGACCAACGUCCCCACGCUGCCGACACAUGAACCGUGAUCGACCAGCACAAGCGACAACACGACCGAGCAAGCUCCAGCAGGAUCUCAAAAUGCGUGCCGGCAGGAUCC
Effrenium voratum is the source of this 2638-nucleotide messenger RNA. The record is from the annotation of a GenBank genome assembly. Lineage: Eukaryota; Dinophyceae; Suessiales; Symbiodiniaceae.